CAUCUGCAUUCACUUUCAGACCGCACAGUCUCACAAAAGCCGCAAACUGCAGAAAAUGGCCAACAACCUGCAGGGCAGCAUCCCCAGGAUCGUCCUCACCGGCAUCGACCCAGCCGCAGGUCCCCUUGACUCCCGGUGGACCACCGUGCGCGCCGCCGUCAUGGACGCGCUCGUCGAGCACGGCUGCUUCGAGGCCGUCAUGGACGGCCUGAUCGCUCCCGAGCUCACCGCGGCCGCUCUCGGCCCGGGCGGCGCGGUGGAGUCCCUCCUCUCUCUGCCUGUGAGCGCCAAGGCGCGCAACACCAGCCAGAUGCCGUACCGCGGCUACGUCGGCUCCGUCCCCGGCUUGCCGUACGAGAGCUUGGCCAUCGUGGACCCGCUCAACCCCGACGCAGUCCGCGCCUUCGCCGACCUCAUGUGGCCCGACACCGGCAACAAAUCCUUCUGCGAGUCGAUGCACGCGUACGCGGAGAAAGUGGCGGUGCUGGAGGCCAUGGUGCGGCGCAUGGUGCUGGAGAGCGCGGGCGCAACCGCCGAGUACAUCGAGGAGCAGGCGAAGGCAACGUCGUUCAAGCUCCGGCUGACGGAGUACGUGGCGCCCGGCACGGCGGAUGGGAGGGUCGUCGGCCUCCCCGCGCACCGGGACACGAGCUUCCUCGCCGUGCUCACGCAGAACGACAUCGACGGCGUGGAGGUGGAGUGUGGCCGCGGCGAGGGCGAGGGCGAGGGCGGCGGCGCCUGGGCUCGCCCCGCGCUGUUGCCCGGCUCAUUCCUCAUCUUCGCCGGCGACACGUUCAAGGUACUGACGAACGGCCGGGUGUUCAACCCGCUGCACCGCGUGGUGAUGUCCGGCGACAAGACCCGCUACUCCUCCAUCCUCUUCUCCUCCCCGAAAGACGACGUCAUCGUUCGCGCCAUCGACGAGGCAGUGGACGCCCAGCAUCCCGCCGUCUACAGGCCCUUCGAGUACGGCGAGUACGUCGUUUUCUGCUACAAGCCGGAGAUGCUUCGGCGCACCAACAAGCUGGACGCUUUCGCCGCCGUUCGCGUCGACGGAUAGAGCCAGAUUGGCUUCUCAAAACUGCCCUCAAUCAAAGAACAUCUGUUUGAUGUGAGCUUCUUUUGUGUCAAGUUGUUUGGUGGAUCAUCGUAUGCAAAAAAAAUAAAAAUAAAAAAUAAAGGAUCACGAUUCACGAGGCAUAAGAAAUAUAUAUAAUUGAAUGAUGGCCUGAAAUAAUGUGAAAAAAAGAACACAUUUCGUGAUGUACUACACUACAGCCAAAGAUUGUUCAGCUGCACUUUGUUUUUUUUUUUCACAUGCGUGUUGUCGAUUUUUUCCACAAAAUUUGUGCUCGAAUAUAAUUAUUUCCAAUCACUAGAUA
Messenger RNA from Sorghum bicolor (sorghum), 1382 nucleotides. Its product is annotated as probable 2-oxoglutarate-dependent dioxygenase AOP1. Gene Ontology annotation, molecular function: dioxygenase activity. Lineage: Eukaryota; Viridiplantae; Streptophyta; Magnoliopsida; Poales; Poaceae. The transcript has 2 exons. The record is from RefSeq and is a predicted model, not a curated record. The coding region runs from base 56 to 1060 and encodes 334 amino acids.